AUAAAAAAAUGUGGUGUUCCCUUUUUUCUGCUUCAACAUCCCACUUUACUAUAAUUAAAUGUUCAAUCCCAAGUGAAAAUCAAGAAUCCAAAAAUCCAAUUAAUGGCAAUGCUGUGAAAUUGGAUUUGUUAAAAUCCAAAAAUGGUCAUAUUGCAACAAAAACUUCAUUUGCUCCUUGUGAUGACACUUUGUACACUAUUCCAAUGUCACAAAUUAGGCAAAAUAUACCUUCAAAGAAACAACUUGUGGAUACUUAUAGGCAAGGAUUAAUUGUUGAAGGGGCAUAUAGACAAACAGUUGUUAUAAGGUCUUAUGAAGUUGGUCCUGAUAAAGUUGCUACUAUUGAAAGCAUCCUUAACUUACUUCAGGAAACAGCAUUGAAUCAUGUGUGGAUGUCAGGACUACUUAGUGAUGGAUUUGGUGCUACACAUGGGAUGAUGAAAAAUAACCUCAUAUGGGUGGUAUCAAGAAUGCAAGUUCAGAUAGAUCAUUAUCCAAUAUGGGGUGAAAUAAUAGAGAUUGACACAUGGGUUGGAGCAUCAGGCAAAAAUGGGAUGAGACGAGACUGGCAAAUUAGAAGCCAGGCCACAGGCCUUGUAUUUGCCAGGGCAACCAGUACAUGGGUGAUGAUGAACCAGCAAACAAGGCGUCUGUCAAAGAUGCCGGAAGAAGUGAGGUCUGAAAUCUCACCAUGGUUCAUCAAUAAACAAUCCAUCAAAGAGGAAAAUCCUAUUAAGAUAGAGAAGUUGGAUGACACUGCUAAAUAUGUCCUAUCAAAUUUGAAGCCAAAGAGAAGUGAUUUGGACAUGAAUCAUCAUGUAAAUAAUGUAAAAUACGUUCGGUGGAUGCUAGAGGCCAUUCCUGACCAGUUUUUGGAGAGUCAUCAGUUGUCUAGUAUCGUGCUCGAAUAUAGGAGAGAAUGUGGAAGAGCGGAUGUUGUUCAAUCACUUUGUGAACCUGAUGAUGAGGGACUUCUCGACGAUGCUGUUGAUAAUCAACACAAGAGAAGAAUUAGUGUACUUCAUGGAUUUUUGUCGGCAUCGGACAUUCUUGAGUCAUUUAAUCAAAGGCCAUGUAGUUAUACACAUUUGCUUCAGAUAAAAGAACAGAUCAAGAAUGAAGAAAUUGUUAGAGGAAGGACUAGUUGGAAGAGAAAAAUAUCCUUCAUGCCGUUUCCUGCCUGAUUUGCAAGCUAUGUUCUUUCGGACUCUUAAAAAAAUGCCAUUGGGUGUGUGUUGAUCCUCCAAGCUAUACGUUUUCAAAGGAUCUGACACGGGUGCGGCAACACUUUUGAAGGGUCCGAGCAACAUAAUUUACAAGUAUGAUUAAAAGGGAUUUAGCAAACCAUAAAACACGAUUCGCCAAUCUUGAAAAAAAAAAAAAGGUUCUUGAAUCCAAUAAAAGGACUUGGAUUGAUGUGAGAAGUGUUAGCAACUUAGUAUUGAAGCAAGGAUAUCAGAGUGAAGAUAAAUAAUGUAUGGUGAUCUUGAAGUAUAAAGUCAUAGGGGAAGCGACAUUGCAGCAUUAGACUGAAGAUUCAAAGACAAUGGAUUUGCAAAAAACAGCAAUUUUUAGGAAAUAAGGAUAUUCAUAGAUCCAAAAAAAAAAAAAAAAACUUUUGUGCAGUGUAUAGGUCCUAGAGUGAGUUGAUAAAAAACAAAUUCUUGUUGAGUGAAA
This is a messenger RNA of Lycium ferocissimum, 1677 nucleotides long. Its product is annotated as palmitoyl-acyl carrier protein thioesterase, chloroplastic-like. Gene Ontology annotation, molecular function: fatty acyl-[ACP] hydrolase activity; acyl carrier activity. NCBI's taxonomy places the organism in Eukaryota, Viridiplantae, Streptophyta, Magnoliopsida, Solanales, Solanaceae. The record is from RefSeq and is a predicted model, not a curated record. The transcript is spliced from 6 exons. The coding region runs from base 9 to 1184 and encodes 391 amino acids. Gene Ontology annotation, biological process: fatty acid biosynthetic process.